UUAGCAAUUGCACUAUGGCUUUGUCCAAAACAGUCUUCACAGAUAUAUGAAACGUUAAACUCUUUAAUAAUAGGAAUAAAUCCAUUGUUUGAAGAUGCUCCAAGAUUUGAGCCUCACAUCACAAUAACAUCUCAGCUAUCAAUCAAUUCAAUGAGCGAUGUAAACACUGUGCUCAAUAGCUGUGUUGCAGCUUUAGCUGGAGGUCCGGAAAUGGAUAUAGAGCUGACUUUCAACUCGUUAAAGAUUAACCAUAAAAAUUCCUACUUCAAGAAAAUUUAUCUAUCUUUGUUGAAAACAAAAAAUCUUGCAAGUCUUGCUACUAUAAUAAGAGAACUUUAUGUUGAAUUCCCCAAUUUACAAAACCAGGCCGAAUCAAAAUAUGCUGCUCAAGAUUGGUGUAAUGAAAUAUUUGAUCCUCAUUUAUCACUAGUUUAUACAAAUUUAACCCAUUUUGAUAAUGCAUUGAUAAGGACCAUCAAAACUAGAGUAGAGGAUUUGUUAAACACUGAUACACUAUCAUUAGAAGAUGAUGAAUUGCUGGAAUAUAAUCUCGGUUGGACAAAUGGUGCUUUGAAAAUCGUAAGAUGUGAAGGUCCUGUUGAAGAAUGGCAAGUAUUAGGAAAAGUUGACAUACACUAG
This is a messenger RNA of Hansenula anomala, 639 nucleotides long. It is a transcript of the gene CPD1, whose product is annotated as 2',3'-cyclic-nucleotide 3'-phosphodiesterase. Gene Ontology annotation, molecular function: 2',3'-cyclic-nucleotide 3'-phosphodiesterase activity. The annotation marks the transcript as partial. Gene Ontology annotation, biological process: cyclic nucleotide metabolic process. Lineage: Eukaryota; Fungi; Ascomycota; Saccharomycetes; Phaffomycetales; Wickerhamomycetaceae. The record is from RefSeq and is a predicted model, not a curated record. The transcript has a single exon.